This is a messenger RNA of Dioscorea cayenensis subsp. rotundata (Guinea yam), 905 nucleotides long. RefSeq names its product PRA1 family protein B3-like. Gene Ontology annotation, biological process: vesicle-mediated transport. Gene Ontology annotation, cellular component: Golgi apparatus; endoplasmic reticulum. The record is from RefSeq and is a predicted model, not a curated record. The transcript is spliced from 2 exons. Lineage: Eukaryota; Viridiplantae; Streptophyta; Magnoliopsida; Dioscoreales; Dioscoreaceae. The coding region runs from base 50 to 694 and encodes 214 amino acids.
CGCCUUCUUCUCCAGAUCUCAAAUCCCAAGCUUCGCAUCUUGGACUCCAAUGGCGUCCACCCCAGCCCCCGCCUCCGUCCCCGCCGUGAUCCCGAUAACCACCAACCCCUCUCCAACGCCGGCAACCACCCCGGCCGUCCGCCAAUUCAUCACCGGCGUCACCGAUUCCGUCCGCCGUGUCCUCGCCCAAGGUCGUCCCUGGUCCGAGGUCCUCGAUCGCUCCGCCUUCUCCCGCCCCGAGUCCCUCUCUGACGCUACCUCUCGACUUCGCAAGAACCUCCCCUACUUCCGUGCCAACUACUCCGCCCUCCUCGCCGCCGCUCUGGGCCUUUCUCUCCUCUCCAACCCCGGAGCCCUCCUCGUCCUCCUCUUCCUCCUCGCUUCCUGGUGCUUCCUCUACCUUUUCCGCCCCUCCGAUCAACCUCUUGUCCUCCUCGGUCGCACCUUCAGUGACCGUGAGACUCUCGGCGGCCUUACCCUCUUGACCAUCAUCGUCGUCUUCCUGACUUCCGUGGGAUCUACCAUUAUAUCUGCUCUGAUGGUCGGAGCCGCGAUCAUUUGCGCCCACGGCGCGUUCCGCAUGCCGGAGGACCUGUUUCUUGAUGAUCCGGAAUCAGGAAGCGCUACCACCGGCUUCUUGUCAUUCCUCGGUGGAUCUCCGUCUCCUGCUGCGGCUGUCGCUGUCCGCGUUUGAUCCGGCAUCUGAUGGAAAGUGUAGGCUGGAUCACCGGAAUUUCUGAUAUAUUGGGAGUGGAUCAAUGGGCAAGAAACACAGUUAUGGCAGUGGAUGGUUCAUUUGAUUGCUUUGCCUUGUUUAAGAUUUAUAGUCUGCAAUUAUGCUUUGUUAUAGUCAUGUGCGGAGUUGUGAAUUAUACCAAUUAUGCUUGAUUUUUUCAUUAGGUUGA